CUGGCCUUUCACAGGUCUGCUGUGCAGCCUGAAUGGGGACUCUCAGCAGCAGCCCCUGCAUUAGCAUUUGAUGCAGACUUCUCGCAGACUUCAGUCGGCGGACUCUGCACCGCGGAUGAACUUAACAAAACUUUGCUGAUCGGGGUUUAGAGCACCCUUGGUAAAACAGAAACGAAGCACUUUCACUUCGGCGUUUGAACCCUGAACGAGUGAAAAACGUGGUCUGGGUGUGACUCAAGUUGGGUGUAUGUAAAAGAGCCACGGCUUGAAGAAGUGCAGACGGGACUAGAUUCCCUGGCGGAGUAGCACUAAAUCCACAACCCAACAGACUACCGGUGCACAGUCCGCCGCUGAGCUCGAUGCAGACGGACUGAGUGCGCUAAAACUGAAGGGUUUAACUCCGGGAUGCUUCCGUGUGGCGUUUAAUAAACAACAAUAACCUGAUUUCAGCUAAAUAACGCGUUCGUCUCUGCUGUUUGGACCGUUUGAAGAGCAACUGUCCCCGUGUUUUGUCCAAACCGACGGACUUCACGACACUGGAAGGACUUAACUGAACUCAAGAUGUCAAUUUUGCCUUUCACUCCCCCCAUUGUCAAAAGACUUUUGGGCUGGAAGAAAGGAGAGCAGAACGGCCAGGAGGAGAAAUGGUGUGAAAAGGCCGUGAAAAGUCUCGUGAAGAAGCUGAAGAAGACGGGACAACUGGACGAACUGGAGAAAGCCAUCACCACCCAGAAUAUUAACACGAAAUGCAUCACUAUACCAAGGUCUCUGGAUGGCCGUCUGCAGGUUUCCCACAGAAAAGGUUUGCCCCACGUCAUCUACUGCCGUCUGUGGCGCUGGCCCGACCUGCAGUCCCACCACGAACUGCGGGCGGUGGAGCUGUGCGAGUACGCCUUCCACACGAAGAAGGAUGAAGUGUGUGUCAACCCGUACCACUACCAGAGAGUAGAGACACCAGUACUCCCCCCAGUGCUGGUGCCCAGACACACAGAAAUCCCCAGUGAGUUCCCGCCGCUGGAUGACUACAGCCAUUCAAUCCCUGAAAACACCAACUUCCCUGCUGGAAUUGAGCCCCAGAGCAACUACAUACCAGAAACGCCACCACCAGGCUACCUCAGUGAGGAUGGAGAGACCAGCGAUCACCAGAUGACCCACAGCAUGGACACAAGCUCCCCAAACCUGUCACCCAACCCCGUUUCACCCACACACAGCAACCUAGAUCUUCAGCCAGUGACAUACUGUGAGCCGGCCUUCUGGUGCUCCAUUUCAUACUAUGAGCUGAACCAGCGAGUAGGAGAGACCUUCCACGCCUCGCAGCCCUCACUGACAGUGGACGGCUUCACGGACCCCUCCAACUCAGAGCGUUUUUGCCUGGGCCUGUUGUCCAACGUCAACCGCAAUGCAUCUGUUGAGUUAACACGCAGACAUAUCGGCCGUGGUGUGCGGCUGUAUUACAUCGGAGGAGAGGUUUUUGCCGAGUGUCUCAGCGACAGCGCCAUCUUUGUCCAGAGCCCUAACUGUAACCAACGCUAUGGCUGGCACCCCGCCACAGUCUGCAAGAUCCCUCCAGGAUGUAACCUGAAGAUAUUCAACAACCAAGAGUUUGCGGCCCUGCUGGCCCAGUCAGUCAACCAGGGGUUUGAGGCUGUGUACCAACUCACCAGAAUGUGCACCAUCCGCAUGAGCUUUGUCAAGGGCUGGGGAGCAGAGUACAGGAGACAGACGGUGACCAGCACCCCCUGCUGGAUCGAGCUUCACCUGAAUGGCCCCCUGCAGUGGCUGGACAAGGUGCUCACACAAAUGGGCUCCCCCAGCAUCCGCUGCUCCAGCGUCUCUUAGGGAAGCCCUUCAACCACAUACGUCCUGUACACCACGUCUCCUGUCAGUGACUAAAAACACACAGACUUCAUGCUUCCCCCCCCCCCAUUCAGCCAAUCCUCAAUCUGUAAUUUAGUCCUCCCUCCCCACCAGCUGACAGUAGCACUUUUUAUAUACAUAUUGUUUGUGGCAAAAGGGGACAAGUGCAUUAAAGCAGUACCAUGUUAGUAUAAUCUCCACAUUUUGUCCAGAAUUAUUUUGAUGGCAGUUUUUUUCUUAGGCGUCUAUGUGCCAGAAAGACAGUAGAAAUGGGAGGAGAGUUGUUUUUUUUUUUUGUUUUUUUUAUUAAGAGAUACUUAUUCUCUUUGCGCUUUUGUUGAAAUUUCAUCUUCACGAUUUUUACAUUUUUUUGUACAGAUGUUAAAGUGAACCAUGGAUUUAAAAAUGAAUUUAAUUUUUUAAGCAUUAAUACCAAUUUUGUAAAGCAUAUGUAAGAUCAUGUUAAAUGCAUUUCACUUGACUUUGUUUUUGUAUUUGGGCAUUUGAUAGGUUAUGAAGACAUUGGAAUAAUGGAAAUGGUCAACCACAGUGUAAACACUGUGUGAAGGAAUAUACUGUAGCCUAGUACAAAUAUUUGCUUAGGUUUUCAUACUGUCAUUUUAUGCGCUCUGUGUUACUCUAAUAAGGCAAAUAACAGGAUGUUUAACUACACCUUUAAGGAACAAAAGACAAAGCAAGGAAUCUGUCAAACUUCAGAUUCAACUUUUCCCCCUCUAAUAGUAAACCAUUCACUGAUUUCAACCGGGAGCCAAAUUCAAAGCCAACAAAGUCUGACAAAGCGGUCUGAUGUUUCAGGAUACGUUAGAGCAGACGGGAGUUACAACCCUUAUGUGAGAGCUGAAAGACAGCGAUAUUCAUCAAAUGUCAUCAGGAAGAUGAUGCACUUUUGUAAAAUGUUGAUAUUCUAUAAAGAGAUGUGGACAAAAUUAUAUUCGAUGACAGUUGUAGUCCAUAGCUUCAAUAGUGCUUGUCAGGGGCCUAUGUGAAAUAUAGCCUGCAUUCAUUUCAGGAAGCUUUGCCAAUUUGCAAAAUAUGUUUGCAGCAUUGUAUAGUAGGAAGUACAUAACAGGCAUUUACACAGAACUUGAAGACAUCUCACAUACUGUACUGUUCUGCAAACUUUCAGUUAAAUUACACAUUGAACAUGCAAAAUGUAGUGUAGGAAUGUAGGAAUACUUGUGUAUGUGAUAGGAAUACUCUGCAGAAAGAGAGCAGGAAGACGCCUUUGCUUUUUUUAAUUUUCUCUCUCAGCAGUCCAUGACAUUGGUCUUAUUUUAAACCAUCAGUAAUAUUGACUUUUUGCACACUCAGGACCGUCAAAGAAAAACAGCUGAAUUGUGUACAGAAACCAGUGAAAAUGAGAGAUUCAUGACUCUCGAGGCUUUAAAGUCUAUUUUGCUACCAAUUAUUUUUGUAGGACAAUAAGGUCCUCUUUCAAGUGUUUUUGCAUGACAUGACAGAAUAUACUGCUGGCAGGUCUGGGGAUAUGAACCUUGUAUUUUUCUACCUGUGAAGAUGAGGCGGUUUCAGAACAAAGCACAGCUUUUUACAAAGGGAAAUGUUUAGAUAGAGGCAUGUAAAUAACUGUAGAACCUCAUAAUCUGAUGUCCCUAUUUUUUAAGUCUAUGUACAUGUAGUACAUACAUGUGUUAUUAUAUGACCAUUAACCUUUAUAAUGUUGAGGGUUUUGGAAGCAGGAGAACAAAAUUUAAGUUUAAAAUGCAAAAAAAAAAAAAAAAGUAUAAGUUGGAAAAAGGUAUUGGUGAAAUAGAAAGGCAUAGUCUUAGCGUUGGUCCCAGUUCCUUUCAGCCACCCACUGUGGUGGAAGUGGAUUGAUUUCCUUCUGGUUCCAUAACACUAGACAAAGACACAGUGGGUGAACAUGGACAAUAUUUUGAUUCUUUUUACAAUACUUAUUUACAUUAACGCAGCCUUUGAUGUUAAUGUCAGCCCGGUGGUGCUAAUCUUUAACAUUUGAGGGACUCAAGAGAACAGCAAAGCCAUGAGAUUUUACUUUUACUUAAAGUUGGUAGAUUUUGAUCUCUGUUAAAUGAUAAUGACUUGUGAACGUUCUAACUAUAAUGGGAUUGUUUCAGAAACAGUAGCAUCUACCAAUCUGAGACAAGACAGCUCUUUGUAGAGCUUCUAGUGUCCUUGAACACAGCAGUCCUGAUCCUAAUGGGCUCUUAAACCCCAUAGUCAAUGUAAUUACCCAGUAGGGAAUAUUUUGCAAGCAAAUUUGUCAUUUUUAUACACUCUUCAACUUAUAGUGCUUGUGUUUUUUUUUUUUUUUCCCCUUGUUCAAAAUUUUCACUGUAAUCGUCAUUAUUAGUUGUGAUUUAUGCUAUUGUGCUCUGAAUUGGUCUUUUUAGGUGUCCUGUAAAAAAUUAUACCCUUUUAUUUUUCUCUGCCUAUAAAAGGUUGAUGUGAUGCUUUAUAUUUUUGUUUAUUAUUGUUGGUCUAUGAAUAAAAUAUAUAUCUUGUGGUGAUACCGGGGUCAGCAUGCCAAGUAAGAAGGGAACUGAAGCUGGGUUGUACGGAUCUUAAAUGUCAGACCACAUCUUUAUUUCAGUAACUGUCAAAGUUAGUUUUGUAUUCAGUCAGAUUCACUUUGUUGUGGAAUAAUUCAACAUUAAAAAUGUCAGUUACUGAGCUAACUAAAUUUUAUAACAAGUUCCGUUAGCAUGAAAUGUACUUUAUACAGGCCUCUCUGGAGACAGUUCAGGUUCUAGAGUCCUCUUGUCUGUUUCCUUCUGUAGUUUGGGGAUUUCCUAGUCUGUGGUAAAUAAUUUGGCGCUCUCCUCAGAAGCAGACAGAAACCAUAAUUACAGACCCAAAGCAGA
This is a messenger RNA of Seriola dumerili (greater amberjack), 4721 nucleotides long. RefSeq names its product mothers against decapentaplegic homolog 3. The record is from RefSeq and is a predicted model, not a curated record. Gene Ontology annotation, cellular component: heteromeric SMAD protein complex. The coding region runs from base 562 to 1839 and encodes 425 amino acids. Gene Ontology annotation, biological process: BMP signaling pathway; transforming growth factor beta receptor signaling pathway; regulation of transcription by RNA polymerase II. The transcript is spliced from 8 exons. Gene Ontology annotation, molecular function: I-SMAD binding; DNA-binding transcription factor activity, RNA polymerase II-specific; RNA polymerase II cis-regulatory region sequence-specific DNA binding. Lineage: Eukaryota; Metazoa; Chordata; Actinopteri; Carangiformes; Carangidae.